This is a messenger RNA of Symbiodinium natans, 1023 nucleotides long. The record is from the annotation of a GenBank genome assembly. NCBI's taxonomy places the organism in Eukaryota, Dinophyceae, Suessiales, Symbiodiniaceae.
AUGGAGCCGGCCAGCGGCAGUGUCAAGAAGUUGGACAAGACGGCCCUUGAGGGGCUCGAUGCCCGCACCGAGAGCACGAAAGUGCCGGAAAGUGCCCUGGAGUCCCUGGAGGACCCGCAGGACCCGCCUUCAGAGAAUGAGACCUGCACAUCCACGAAAAGGUCCCAGAGCAAGCCCGAACAUGGACGCGGGCCCAAGCGAGAGGCCAAGCAGGCCAGGAAAGCAUUGAUCCACAAGGGCAUCCUCUCCAAGGCAGAGGCCGACCAGCUUGAUGCCCAGCAGAUCCUCGCCCUGAAGAAGAAGUACCGCCAGGGUAGCAGCAAGUUGUCGGAGGUUCUCUUGCAGCAGCUGGCGGAGAACCAGAAGGAGGACCUCUUCCAGAAGCUCUUCGGAGGGCAUCAAGAGUGCCCGGAGAUGAAGAUCCCGGAGAUCUCGGACGAGCAGGUGGCCCAGGCCGACAGGAUCCUCAUGGCCAAGUACAUCUACCAAAAGUGCCCCUUCUGCAAGAAGUAUGUGGACCAGAUGCACCUCCACAACAAGGACCACCGCCGGUACAUGAAGGAGCACCUCCAGUCCCACUAUCUGUUGACCGAUCCCAGCUUGAUGAAUACGGAGGAUGUGGAGCACUCGUUUCUUCGAGUUCGGCGAUUCGGAGGGGGCCUGAAGUCGCUUUCUCUCGCAGGCUCCCUGGAGUACUGGGGCGAUGUGGAGAGGCUCCCGUCGCUCGUCCGGAGCAUGCAUGCCACGAGGGCCAUGAAGGUGAAGUACGGCCAGUCCUCAACGGCGAAAACGUACGACCUCGAGAAGGAGCAGGUGGCCAAGUACCAUUUGGCAUGGGUGAGUUAUGCCGCUACCUCCGGGAAGUAUACGAAUGCCACCUACUCCAAGGACCACCUGCCCGAGGAUGAGGACUUCGACGACAUCGAGGGGGUCUUGGCCACCCGGACCAUCCUAAUCAUCUGUUGGUACCAGAUCAUGGAGGACGGCUUUUGGGUGUGGGUGAUGACCAUUGAAGAGGUCUGA